This is a messenger RNA of Diaporthe batatas, 744 nucleotides long. RefSeq lists its product as uncharacterized. The record is from RefSeq and is a predicted model, not a curated record. The transcript has a single exon. Bases 1 to 744 code for a protein of 247 amino acids. Lineage: Eukaryota; Fungi; Ascomycota; Sordariomycetes; Diaporthales; Diaporthaceae.
AUGGCGAGCCUCCCAGCCAAACACCCCUCGCUGGCCAUCCACAUGACAGACAGGGCCACCACGCCCCUGAUCUCGUCAGCGUCAGCGUCAGCCUCAACACCAACCUCACACCCCACCUCCUCACAACAACAACAACACCACCACCACCACGACCCAAGCCAAAACCACAGAAAACGCACAACCAACCACCAAACAACCUUCUCAACAUCCCCCUCCCCAUCCUCAACAGAAGAAGACGACAACCCCGCCUCCUCCGACACCGACACCCCCACAGGAGAAGACCCCCCCUCCCCAGCAACAACCCAGUCCCGCGCCCUCACCUCCCUGACAGCAACAGCCCUCCUCUCCUACGACGCCGCCAAGCGCCUGGGCCGCGGCGCCCCCCUCCGCACCAUGGUCGAGCUCCCCGCCGCGGGGCCCGUCGUCCUGCACAGCUACAUGUGCCCCAUGGGCCUGGCGCUGGGCGCUGCCCCCGGGCGGCGCAGCGAGGAGAGCCUGGUCACCGCCGGGGGGGACGAUGCCGGCGGGGGCGGGGGUGGGGGUGGUGAUGGGGGGUUUGGUGAUGAUGACGACGACGACGCGGCCGGGGAGGAGGGCGUCGACCCCCGCGACCCGCCCAUGCUGACCGGCACCGUGGUCGCCCCGCGCGCAGAGGACCUGCGCGAGGCGCGGCGCGCGGCGGCGCGGCUCGAGAAGGUCGCGAGGGUGUUCCAGGCCGAGUGGGUUUCCACGGGGCGGCGGUGA